Messenger RNA from Ruditapes philippinarum (Manila clam), 1204 nucleotides. Its product is annotated as FMRFamide receptor-like. Gene Ontology annotation, molecular function: G protein-coupled receptor activity. The coding region runs from base 9 to 1112 and encodes 367 amino acids. The transcript has a single exon. The record is from RefSeq and is a predicted model, not a curated record. Gene Ontology annotation, biological process: G protein-coupled receptor signaling pathway. Gene Ontology annotation, cellular component: membrane. NCBI's taxonomy places the organism in Eukaryota, Metazoa, Mollusca, Bivalvia, Venerida, Veneridae.
GUUUCAAAAUGGCUGACAAUAUCACAGAUACCAAUGCCUCCAGUGAACAAAUGGAGCAAUGUGGCUCCCCGACAGUCGUAACGUUUCAGUAUUACGCAUGGGGAAUAGGUGCCAACAUCAUCUCUUGCUUCGGAAUUGUGGGUAACAUUUUAUCGAUAAUGGUCCUAAGUCACAGACAGAUGAGAAAUUCUACAUCAUACUACCUGAUAUCGCUGGCUGUUUACGAUAUGAUUUUGUUGCUAUUUAUGUCACUCUUUCUUGCGUUACCGACAAUUUACCUAGAAAAAGAUCUCUUGGAAGGAUACUAUUUUGCAUAUCGCUACAUGCACCCCUUUGUGUACCCCGUUGCUUUAAUUGCUCAAACAGGAACUGUUUAUACAACUCUAGCCUUCACUGUGGAGCGAUAUAUCGCUGUGUGUAAACCUCUCCAUGCCGCUAACACAUGUACUAUGUCUCGGACAAAACGUGUAAUAGUAGUUAUAUUCAUUGCUUCAAUUGUGUACAAUAUUCCACGAUUCCUGGAAUACAAAACCACGACCAUAUGGGACGACUACUACAAUCGAACAAUUCCGACAAUCGAGUACACGACCAUAGGAAGUAACAAGAUGUUCCAGGAAGUGUAUUUCAUAUACGCAUAUUUGUGUAUCAUGUUUCUACUACCAUUCAGUGUAUUAACAGUUUUAAACAUUCUGUUGAUACAAGCUGUUCGUAAAGCUCGUGCUAAACGAAACUGUAUGAGCUCUUCAAACUCCAAGGACACCAACCUGACCGUAAUGCUCAUAGUUGUGAUCAACGUUUUCCUCGGGUGCCAGUUACCAGCCCUGAUUGACAACAUUGUUUUUGCGAUAUUCGACCAUCAUGUUUUACAGUGUUCGGUGCCGUGGGUCCAAUUUACCACUAUCAGUAACUUACUAGUAGUGUUUAACUCUGCCAUCAACUUUAUCCUGUACUGUUUGCUAAGUAAACGCUUCAGACGAUUGUUUCUGAAAAGAUUCUGUAUUCGGAAAAAAAGAACCAAAGUUCAAGUACAUGUAUUCAGUGCGCCAGAGUUCAGUUUACAUACGGAAUGGACAUAUUCGUGUGUAUGGAAACAACACGACCAAUGUGUUUGAUGUCACGACAUCAUUGCUAUGACCCUGUUGCAUUAUCUAAUUCAACCAAAUGGCAAUAUACCUACAUCUAGCUAACAUCUUAUUUCUAACUA